AUGCCGAAAAUAAAGAGCAAUUUCGCGUGUGAAGGAAUCUCAGAAUCUCAGAAUCUCAGAUUCUCAGAAUCUCAGAAUCUCAGAAUCUCAGAACAGAAUCUUAGAAUCUCAGAAUCUCAGAAUCUCAGAAUCUCAGAAUCUCAGAAUCUCAGAAUCUCAGAAUCUCAGAAUCUCAGAAUCUCAGAAUCUCAUAAUCUCAAAAUCUCAGAAUCUCAGAAUCUCAGAGUCUCAGAGUCUCAGAAUCUCAACCCAGAAUCUCAAAAUGUCAAAAUUUCAGAAUCUCAGAAUCUCAGAUUCUCAGAAUCUCAGAAUCUCAGAUUCUCAGAAUCUCAGAAUCUCAGAAUCUUAGAAUCUCAGAAUUUCAGAAUCUCAGAAUUUCAGAAUCUCCGAAUCUUAGAAUCUCAGAGUUUCAGAACCUCAGAAUCUCAGAAUCUCAGAAUUUCAGAAUCUCAGAAUCUCAGAAUCUCAGAUUCUCAGAAUCUCAGAAUCUCAGAACAGAAUCUUAGAAUCUCAGCAUCUCAGAAUCUCAGAAUCUCAGAAUCUCAGAAUUUCAGAAUCUCAGAAUCUCAGAAUCUCAGAAUCUCAGAAUCUCAUAAUCUCAAAAUCUCAGAAUCUCAGAAUCUCAGAAUCUCAGAAUCUCAGAACAGAAUCUUAGAAUCUCAGAAUCUCAGAAUCUCAGAAUCUCAGAAUCUCAGAAUCUCAGAAUCUCAGAAUCUCAGAAUCUCAGAAUCUCAUAAUCUCAAAAUCUCAGAAUCUCAGAAUCUCAGAAUCUCAGAGUCUCAGAGUCUCAGAAUCUCAACCCAGAAUCUCAAAAUGUCAAAAUUUCAGAAUCUCAGAAUCUCAGAUUCUCAGAAUCUCAGAUUCUCAGAAUCUCAGAAUCUCAGAAUCUUAGAAUCUCAGAAUUUCAGAAUCUCAGAAUUUCAGAAUCUCCGAAUCUUAGAAUCUCAGAGUUUCAGAACCUCAGAAUCUCAGAAUCUCAGAAUUUCAGAAUCUCAGAAUCUCAGAAUCUCAGAUUCUCAGAAUCUCAGAAUCUCAGAACAGAAUCUUAGAAUCUCAGCAUCUCAGAAUCUCAGAAUCUCAGAAUCUCAGAAUUUCAGAAUCUCAGAGUUUCAGAACCUCAGAAUCUCAGAAUCUCAGAAAUUUCAGAAUCUCAGAACCUCAGAAUCUCAGAAUCCCAGAAUCUCAGAGUCUCAGAAUUGCAGAAUUGCAGAAUCUCAGAAUCUGAGAAUUCCAGAACUUCAAAAUCUCCGAAACUCAAAACCUCAGAAUCUCAGAACCUCAAAAUUUCGGAAUUUCGGAACUUCAGAAUCUCAGAAUCUCUGA
Caenorhabditis briggsae is the source of this 1323-nucleotide messenger RNA. Lineage: Eukaryota; Metazoa; Nematoda; Chromadorea; Rhabditida; Rhabditidae. The record is from RefSeq and is a predicted model, not a curated record. The transcript is spliced from 3 exons. The coding region runs from base 1 to 1323 and encodes 440 amino acids.